This is a messenger RNA of Phlebotomus papatasi, 3400 nucleotides long. Its product is annotated as alcohol dehydrogenase 1-like. Gene Ontology annotation, cellular component: cytoplasm. The coding region runs from base 1947 to 2720 and encodes 257 amino acids. Lineage: Eukaryota; Metazoa; Arthropoda; Insecta; Diptera; Psychodidae. Gene Ontology annotation, molecular function: oxidoreductase activity, acting on the CH-OH group of donors, NAD or NADP as acceptor. The record is from RefSeq and is a predicted model, not a curated record. The transcript is spliced from 2 exons.
AAAUUAGGAUUUUUUAAGGAGAUGGUAACGAUCAAGCUUCAGGAAAUUUUUGGCUAUAUAUCUGUCUAUAUAUAUUUAAAGUACCUAAAAAAUUUUCGAAAAAGAAAAUUAAUAUUGGUUGACAAAUUACUAGUUUACUGGGCAUAAAUUCGUUGUAGUACUCGCCUAAUUGGUGGGUAAUGUUGACCUCGUAAUCUUGUGUGAAAAAAAAAUAAUUUAAUAAAGUAAUAAAUAUUUAGGUGUAUUUACAUAGUUAAACUAGAAAUAAAACCGGAAAAAUCGUGAAAUCAGAACUUUUCCGAAGUUUUGGGAUAAAAUACUGACUUUACACGUAGUAAAAAAAUAAAUAAUAAUAAUAAUAAAUUUAUUCAAGCUCUACAUUUCCCCCCUUACCAUGCGUCUGCCGCCGUCUUAGCGUUGUUGACCAGCCUCCGAAGCCAAACGACAGAAAUACUUCUUCAUUGGCUGUGUAAUCUUUGAAAAAAUUACUUUUACAAAGUUGACAUGGCAAGUUUUACAAUUUUAUGGCAGAAACCUAGCACAAAGGCACAGGGAUGUAGAGUGCGAUUUUUUGUAGAGUAGCGCAUAACCGAAAGGCUGUUCACGCUCUCUAAGUGGAGAUAAUUGAAAUAAGGGUAAUUAAAUUUUAUAUAAGGUUAAUUAAAUUUUAUAUAAAAGUAGGACCAUAUCGCUCCUUGGAAAUUACAAGGGGCCAACUCACUUUUUGGCGAUUUUGAGGUUUUAAUGCACUCAGACAGAGAAUUUAAUAAAAUUUCAGAUGAUAUGAGUCAAUAAAUUUCGUUAUUAGAAAAGUUUUUCAAAAUUUUACUCUUUAUGAUUGCUUGCGCGGUUUUGUUUGAAGUCAAUGGGCACAAAAUAGAUUUAUCGUUCAAAUUUUUGUGAAACAAGGGACUAACUCAAGCAAGUUGAUCCCUUGUCAUUCUAAUUUCAUGAAAAUUUGCGCAUCAUUUAGAAUGACAAAGAGCUAACUCAUAAAAAAACGUAUUUUGAAAGAAUAAAAUAUGUAUGUUUCGAUGUUUAUAAUAAUGCUCAUACAAUUAGAAAAGAAUUAAAUUGUUUUUAUUAACAUACUCAAUUGAGAUAAUUAUUUAUACAAAGUUGAAUCUUUCAUGCUGUCUCCUGAAAAAUGGCUCAGUUUGAGUUAGCCCCUUGUAAUUUCCAAGGAGCGAUAUAUUCCCCGUUAAAUAUUCAAUAAUAAUUCCAUAAUUCCCCGUUAAUAAAUUCAAAGACUUCAAGAUUUCAAAGUUUCUUUUCAUUUAAAAUUGAUUUUGUCUAUUUAAAGCAUGUGCACGUUAAGAUUUCACCAAAUAAUAAUGCUUUAAAAAUGAAGUCUACAUAAUAUUAAAAAAAAAGAAAAAUAUUUUUUGAAACUUUAAUUCAUUGUAGAUUUAUUAGAUAUAUUAGUUUUUUAUUCAAGUAUUUGAUUGGCGAAAUUACGAAUCUUCUUCUUGAGUCCUCUGAUUUUUUUUUUGUAUUUCCUUAGACAGUUUAUCUAUCGAUUUAGGUAAUAAAAAAAGAUUUUUUGACUUUGUAUUUCAAGCUUUCCCCUUAACACACUGAGUCAAGAUUAUGUUUUGUACACUUAAAAUAUUUACCUUUUUCAACUUUGAGCAUUCAUUCGGGCGUUUAUUCAUUCUAUUGCUAUACCAUCAAGGCAAGCAAGAUCAAUUGAUACUUAUAAAAACUAAACAGAUCUAUGAACUUUUAAGAGCCAUACCAACAAUGACAGUGCAUUAAAAUAUGAAAAGCAUAAAUUAUCUCAAACAACAAAUAAAGAGAUCCGAAACGACCAACCAAUAAACUUUACCACUGAGAGUGACUGAGUUUAAUCUUAUCUCCAGCUGCAUCACUUCUUCCACUUUUAGACACAAUUCCAGUUCAUUCAUUCCUUGUUGAAUUGUUGAGCUGAAAAGAACUCUGGGAAAAUGUCUCUAAUAAGUGAUAAAAGUGCUUUAGUUACUGGAGCAUCUGGAGCAAUCGGUAGAGCGAUUUGUGAGGAACUUCUUAAAAAUGGAAUUAAGUAUCUCGCUGUUCUCGACAUGAAUUCUCAAGAACCCAAGAUUUUGAGUGAUUGGAAGAAAACCUAUCCCAGUGUCUCCAUAAAGUACUUCCAAGUCGAUGUGACUUCUCGUGAAGAACUGGAAAAGUGUUACAGUGAAUUCACAAAGGCAGUUCCAAGCUUGGAUAUCGUGAUAAACUGUGCUGGAAUCUUCAAUGAAAAGGACCCAACGAGAGUUAUUAAUGUGAAUCUGAAUGGUGUUAUUGAAUCCACUCGUAUUGCUAUCGAUCACAUGAGAAUUGAUACCGGCAAAGGCAAAGGUGGAACCAUCAUAAAUAUUUCUUCGGUUGCUGGACUAAGCAUUUACAGUGCUGGUCCGGCGUAUUGUGCUUCAAAAUUCGGUGUUGUAGCCUAUACCCGGGCUCUUGCCCAUGGACGAGAUCAUUUGGGUAUUAAAUUCCUGGUUCUGUGUCCACAUGGAACAGAUUCCGAACUAUACGAGAGAGUCUUUUCAACUGAAUACUGCUUCAUGACGUCUGAAAAGACUGCAUCAACAGGAAAGAAAUUGUCUCCCGCGCAGAGCCCUUCUGAAGUGGGAAAAGCUGCAGUAGAAAUGAUGCAGAAUGCGAAAAGUGGAAGUGUCUGGACCAUAAUUACUGGAAAACUGACUGAAGCAGAGUUACCACCAAUUCGUAUCUGAAAAGUUCAAAAUUUCAAAUUUUAAAAGUUUUAAAAACUUGUAAUAAAAAUAUAUAUUAUGUAUUUUAAAUUUUUGAUACGGUGACAGUUUAUGAGUAGAUUUAGGAAUUUAAUUAAUCCAUGAGUCAUGAAAUUCAAAAUUGUACUCAUGAUCCUAUAACUGAAUGUUCUGUUUUUGGAAUAAAUCAUGCGAUUAAUACCUUUUUUGUUUUACGUAUUUGUACGCAAUUAAGCAUUAUUUACAAAAGGAGGACUUACGUUUAAAAGCAAAUCAUUUAAAAAUUGGUCAGAUCCUGGUUUAUUGAUAGAUAUUUCAAUGUGUUCCCAUAUCUUACCUCUUAACUCUUUCGCGUCAUUAGGGUCAUAUAUGACCCGGGGAAAAAACAAUUUCUUUUGACUAUUUACAUUAAUUGAAAUCUAUCGGUUUGUGCACGACAUCAUUAUAGAAGGAUGUAAGAUUCUUGGCUAAUUUUCUCAAGACUCCAGAUAUACAGGAAAAGAAAAUAUGUGAGAUCAAAAAUCACGAAUUUCGAACUUUGUGAAAUGACUUUUCUUUUUCAAAAAUUUUUAUAUUCAUUUAUUUUUUUCAGCAAAAAGUUCUUUAGAAAUACAAAAUAGAAUAUCCAAAGAUUGUAUAUUGCAUAUUUUGAUAUAAUAAAUUACUCUCAAUUUUCCAGAAAA